Molecule: messenger RNA, 776 nt
Organism: Chara braunii
Lineage: Eukaryota; Viridiplantae; Streptophyta; Charophyceae; Charales; Characeae
Source: the annotation of a GenBank genome assembly
AGCGAACUUUGUAGUCCUAGAGAGUCAGACUGGUAGGUCUACAUGUUGAGGAGCGGAAUCAUCUGUGAUUGUGCACUUUCACCAUGGUGACCACCAGGACCGGAGUGAGCACCACUACCUACAGUGGAGAACAAGAAGAGAGAGUUGCUUCCCUUUUGAGGGAAAGAAAGGAGAAGAUGGAGAAGAGGGAACUGAUCAAGCAGGCAAAGAUGUUGGCCCCGCUAGAGGAGCAGGAAGCGAAGAAGAAGCAAAUGGAGGAAGAACUGGAAAAGUGGAAGGACCAGGAGGAGAAGAUGGCAGCAGUAGAGGCAAAAGUGGGAGAAGAAGAAGUAGAAGAAGAAGAGGUCGAGGAAGAGGAUGCCUUGCAAAGAAGAAGAGGGGAGGCGAGUACAAAUAAGGUUACACAAGAAGAGGUUCAGAAAACAGUGAAUGAGUGGGCAUCACAUAUAGAGUUGGGAGAGGAGAGAAAAGAGGAGUUGAUGGUACCCGAGGCCGAGAGAGAAGCAGCAAGGAGAGAAUUGGAGGAGGAGAGGGAACCCUUGCGCAGACGAGCAAGGGAACAUGAAAAGCAAUUGGAAUGGAAAUUGCGCUUGACACAAGAAAGAAUAAGGCGCCUGGAGGCGACAAAGAAGUUAGAUAAGGAGUUGAAGGCGCAAAAACAAGAAUGGGGAAGAUCAGGGAAGAGACCGAGAUAGGAACCAAACUCGACACCCUAACUCACAAUGUAGAGUCCCUACUGACCGCGCAGAGAGAGCAAAUGAAGCAUCUUCGCAACC